AUGGAAAGAGGAAUUGUGAUAAAAGACGACUGGGCCGGGCACAGUCUGGAUCUGUUCACCUACCCACAGCACUACCACGAGGACAUAGAGAGCAUUUACAUCCCACACGGGGUCAUCAUGAACAGGGUGGAGCGUCUGGCCCACUACAUCAAGGACGACUUCGGGGACGGCAACAUAAUGGUGCUGUGCGUCCUGAAGGGAGGAUACAAGUUCUGUGUCGAUCUGGUGGAGUUCCUCAAAAUUCUUGGCCGCAACUCGAACAAGUACCUGGAGACCCGGGUGGAGUUUAUUCGUCUGAAGAGCUACCUGAAUGACCAAUCCACAGAGGACCUGCACAUCAUAGGAAGCAGAGAUCUGUCGUUCCUGCGUGGAAAGUGUGUGCUGAUUGUUGAGGCCAUAGUUGACACAGGAAAGACCAUGAAGGCCCUUCUGAAGCAUGUGGAGACCUUUGAACCCAAGAUGGUCAAGGUCGCAGGUUUGCUGGUGAAGAGGGUCCCCAACAUGGCUGAACAUCUGACCGACUAUGUUGGAUUUGAAAUCCCCAACCGCUUUGUUGUCGGUUAUGCCCUGGACUACAAUGAAUACUUCCGUGACCUGAAUCACAUCUGUGUUAUCAGCAAGACCGGAAAGAUGAAGUACAAAGUUUGAGAGGAAUUCAAACCACGAAUUAUGCCCAGUUUUUACACAGCGGCACAAAACUAUUUGUUUGUAACUUGUAUAUUUUAAAAAGUUGCUCAAAGCAGCUCAUCCAACUUUGUGAAAU
Messenger RNA from Pleuronectes platessa (European plaice), 763 nucleotides. RefSeq names its product phosphoribosyl transferase domain containing 1a (gene prtfdc1a). Gene Ontology annotation, molecular function: hypoxanthine phosphoribosyltransferase activity; magnesium ion binding. Bases 1 to 648 code for a protein of 215 amino acids. Lineage: Eukaryota; Metazoa; Chordata; Actinopteri; Pleuronectiformes; Pleuronectidae. The record is from RefSeq and is a predicted model, not a curated record. Gene Ontology annotation, biological process: IMP salvage; GMP salvage; purine ribonucleoside salvage. The transcript is spliced from 9 exons.